Molecule: messenger RNA, 3370 nt
Organism: Chelmon rostratus (copperband butterflyfish)
Lineage: Eukaryota; Metazoa; Chordata; Actinopteri; Chaetodontiformes; Chaetodontidae
Product: ankyrin repeat domain-containing protein 13C-like
Exons: 13
Coding region: 456-2027 (523 amino acids)
Cellular component (GO): cytoplasm
Molecular function (GO): protein binding
Source: RefSeq, a predicted model, not a curated record
CUGGCUUAUUGUACCUUCCCGUUCGCCUGAAUUUUGCCGCAAAGGAAACUGAACCGAUACCAUUUUGAAACGUGUAUCCACGGAGCGGUAGAAGCGACAACGAUGUAGUCGUUUGAUGGUUCUUCUCAUUCACAGCUGUAUCUUGAUUUAGUGCGUGUGUGUUUGGUUAUGGUUAGCAUUAUUUUCUGUUUUCAUCGCCGCACCCACCAUACUAAUUUUUAUUGUGGGCUAGCUAGCUAACGUUUGCUGGGAGCUAACGCUGAUGUUUGGAGCAGGGGAGCAGGUGUAGCGUUAUUUGAAUAGAGAGUAGCCAGCUACGAGAAAGCUUCGCGGCUGUCUUAAAUUGCUAAGAAGAUUAUUUGAAAGCAUAUCUGCGGAUAUUGUUCGUGCUAACGCUCUCACAGAUUUAUGCCACAUCUUCACCAUCCUUGUAACGCACGGUAACGGUAGUCAUCAUGACAGGUGAAAAGAUACGCACCAUGCGAAAGGACCACAACAAACCAAACAAAAAUGACGAGAUAAUGGACACGUACGAUGAAACCUCAAAUGGGACUAUCCCUAACGGCACCACUAACCAUUUCAAAUCAAACAAGGCUUUUCAGAAAUCAGUCAAAACCUCGGUACUGCAGCAGCAACAGCAGCUCAAUGCAAACAACAUUAACGGCAAUUCAUCGUGUAUUGGCACUAUUGUCAACGAUAAUAACAAGAACCCAAUAAUCCUGACAAGUGAGGACUUAGAGUACCCUGUUCAUGAGUGCGUCUUCAAGGGAGAUGUGCGUCGGCUCUCCUCUCUCAUCAGGACCCACAGCAUCUCUCAGAAAGAUGUACACGGAAACACACCUCUGCACCUGGCUGUGAUGCUGGGCCACAAAGAAUGUGCCCUCCUGCUGCUGGCUCAUAAUGCUCCCGUAAAGAUAAAGAAUGCACAGGGAUGGAGUCCUCUAGCAGAAGCCAUCAGCUACGGCGACAGGCAGAUGAUCACAGCAAUACUGCGGAAGUUAAAGCAGCAGUCCAGGGAGAGCGUGGAGGAUAAGAGGCCAAAAUUACUGAAAGCUCUCAGGGAGCUUGGAGACUUUUAUCUGGAGCUGCAUUGGGACUUCCAGAGCUGGGUGCCUUUGUUGUCCCGGAUGCUUCCGUCUGAUGCUUGUAAAAUCUACAAGCAGGGAAUUAAUAUCAGACUUGACACCACUCUCAUAGACUUCACUGACAUGAAGUGUCAGCGCGGAGAUCUUAGCUUCAUUUUCAACGGCGAUGCUACACCCUCCCAGUCCUUUGUGGUUCUGGACAAUGAAGCAAAAGUGUACCAAAGAAUACACCACGAGGAGUCAGAAAUGGAGACCGAAGAAGAGGUGGACAUUCUGAUGAGCAGUGACGUCUACUCUGCAACUCUGUCCACCAAGUCCAUCACUUUCUCUCGUAGUCAGAUUGGCUGGCUGUUCAGAGAGGAUAAAACGGAGAGGGUUGGAAACUUCCUGGCUGACUUCUAUUCAGUGAACGGUCUGGUGCUCGAGUCACGGAAGCGACGAGAACACCUAAGUGAGGAGGACAUCUUGAGGAACAAAGCCAUCAUGGAGAGCUUGAGCAAAGGAGGCAGCAUCAGCGAACAAAAUUUCGAGCCUGCGAGAAGGCAGUCCCUCACAGCUCCUGCGCCCAACACCAUUUCUUGGGAAGAGUACAUCACUGCAGAGCACGGAAAGCCACCUCAUCUCGGGCGAGAGCUUGUGUGUAAGGAAAGCAAGAAGAACUUCAAAGCUACUGUAGCCAUGAGCCAGGAUUUCCCUCUAGGCAUCGAGUCGUUACUAAACGUGUUAGAGGUCAUAGCCCCGUUCAAGCACUUCAACAAACUGCGAGAGUUUGUUCAGAUGAAACUUCCGCCCGGGUUUCCAGUCAAGCUCGACAUCCCCGUCUUCCCCACCAUCACAGCAACUGUCACAUUUCAGGAAUUCCGCUACGACGAAUUUGAAGAGUCUAUUUUCUUCAUCCCCGACGAGUACAAAGAAGAUCCCAGUCGCUUCCCCGACCUCUGACCUGUAAACACGUCUGACACAAACAGGAAACGGCGGGCGAGCCGAUAUGUUUGGGAGGUGGGAAACAAAGAUGAGAAAUCCUGUAUUGUUUAUUUCCACACAUAUAUUAUCUGUUUAAAAAGGGGGGAACUGGUCUUAUUGAUCAGUUAUCGUUCAUUUUCUUGAUGGAUCCAAAGCAAAUCAAUGCAAACAGUUGUUACAUCUCAUUUGCGGAUGCUUAUCGGCAGUCUUUUUUUUUGUAUGUGUGUUUGUGUGUGUGUAUGAAAUGAGUGAACGCUUUCACCGUACUCGCUGUUCACCUCCUGAGCAGCUAAAUCUGCUGCUCUGUGCUGCUCUUCUCUCCUGUGAAAGCUGUCAGUAGACACAGUCUGGGCUUUUCACCAUCACUAUUUUAAUAUCUGCCCCUCACCCAAGGACUGACACCUGAAUUCUCAUUCCUGAAGCUGCACUGACACCCUCAUCUGUAAAUAUUUCACAUCUCAUCUGUAAUUCAUAGCAAAAAGGAAUCACAAAUAUAGCUAUAUCCUCAAACUGAGCUUAAUAUCCAUUUAUAAAUGAUGUACUAUAUAUAAAUAUAUAUACUCAAAGGAGUAACACUGUGUAGCAAUACAUUUCCAGUACUUAAGAAUGUUUUUAACCAGCUGGGAGAAGGUUUAGCAUAAAAACGCAUUCUAAACAGUUCGAUAUCCAAGCCUUUUCCCCUGUGCAGGACGCAAUCUCCUGCAUUUUCAGGUUCGCUCAUGUUACCUCUCAGCUGUCUCCAUGUUCGUCGUGAUCGUAUGGAUUCUGUGCUCCGUGUGAGUGAAUAAUUGUACUGUACCAAGGGUUGUUGUGUGUACGUUUGUGUGUGGGAGAACCCAGAUGGGAUAUCAGGUAAACUGUUCUUAGUUUAAAAAUGCACUGAUAUUAAGUAUAUUUAAGGCAUGCUAUGGCUGUGUUGGCCUACUGGAUCACAUGCAUCUUUAAGAUAUAUUCUCUGAGCGUUUGUUUCGUUACCUGCAGACUUGUCGGUAUUAAGAUCGAGCAAAAACUGAAAAUUGUAACACUAACACUUUGAAACACCUUUUAGUGCUCAUAAAAUCUCUCCUUUGUGGUAGUCUGCGCAUAUUUUUCCUCUUUUUUUUUUUUCUUUUUCUUUUUUUUUUUUUAAUCCAAGGAGAGUAAACUAAGCUGUGAAGUUGAUAUUGCUGGAUAUCCCAAAACUGUCCAGAUGGGAAAUAUUCUGAUCCAUUGAGUUGUCUGAGUUGGCUUCAGCUAGUAUGUACUGCAACCAUACCUACUUCACAUCCCUUUAAAUAAAGCACCAGCAUCAUGUUUCAACUGACUUUGUGCAAGUAUAAUAA